AACUAUUUAUUAAUUACUUAAUUUUAAUAUUUUUUUCCACUUUAUACAACAGGUCUACAGCUUUUAUCUAAAAAAACAAGCUAAUAAAUCCUAUUGUAAAAAGGUGUGAUAAAAGAGAGCAGUGAAGUAGAAUCGAGGAGGCGCAUGCAGAACCCUCAUCAUGAUGUCUUCUCUCUCUCCCAUCCCUCAAAUCUUUUUCUUGCUCCACCAUUUCUCAUUUACGCCACUCCCAUCCCCACCUUUUUACGCCCUUGCCACUCGCCAAACUUGUGGUUGAAUUUGCCAAAAAAGGAUUUACUGUGGAAAAAUGCAGGUGUAGGGGAAUUCGGUGGAGCAGUAAAAAAUGAUGGAAAUUGACCCCAUGAAGAGGACAGAAUAGUCCUUGCGGAGAGAGAGAGAGAGAGAGAGAGUCCCAUUCAUGAAAUAUUCCAAAUCCAGUCUGCCUGCUCUGCACAGUUUCACAGAGAGAGAAAGAGAGAAUCUAAAGGCAGAGAUAUACCGCACAGAGAGAGAAGUGAAAAAGCAAACAACCAAUGGAAACAACACAUUGAAAUUAAAUAAAUAAAUAAACCAAAGCUAGAAAACGCAAACCAAUCAGAAAAAUAAUAAAGGCUCCACCAAGCACUAUCUGGUCUCUCUGCCUCUUUUUUCCCUUCUGUUUUUCUUCACCAACAACUCAUUUUCAGCUUUCGUUUAAACCCCCCCAGAUCCAUAUAAUACACAUACAUGUAUUUCCAGUGUCUUUGCAUGUCAACCAUUGAAGAAAGAUUCGGUUUUUAGGCAAGGGGAAGGGGAAUCUUGGAAACAGCUAUGAGAUGUUAUGUGUGGUAUGCUUAUAUAUGUUGGGAGGCUCAAAGCUUCGAUCUUUGCUUGAAAUAGGAUUGCUACCAGGUUAUUGAAUCAGUUAUUAUGAAGGAUAAUUGGUGGGAUUGGAGGAACGUUUGGUGGAUUCAAGAAAUGAAGGGAAGAAUAAGUGUUUCUUGAUUUUGUUUACAAGGGGGAUUUAGUCACCAUUACAUUUCAGCUGUCUUUUGUUUGUCUCGCGCUAAGUUUCGUGAUCAAUUAGAUUUUAUAUUUGCAGAAUUCUCCAUAGAAAGAAUCAGGUGAGGAAUAUUCUCCACUUUUGUACCUUUUGAUGUAGGAUGGUCGUUUAUUAGCAAAGCAAGCUUAUGGUUUUAUGCUCAAGGUUUUUAGAAUGUUUGGAUUCUGUUCGAGAAAAGGGUUCUUGCAGAAAGACUGAAGUGCUUGAGCUGUUUUGAAAUAAAAGGGAAAAGAAUUACGUUUAAAUUAUAGGUGGGGCUAAGGAUUGAUUUGACAUUUGUAUUAGUUGAGGUUGUAGUUGUGGAAGAUGGCAAUGUCUUGCAAAGAGAGUAGCAAGGCAGCUGCGGCCGCCGCUGCAGCUGCAGCUGCAGGCAUGGAUAAUGGGAAGUAUGUGCGUUAUACGCCCGAGCAGGUUGAAGCCCUCGAGAGGCUAUAUCACGAUUGUCCAAAACCGAGCUCGAUGCGUCGCCAGCAGCUCAUUCGUGAGUGCCCGAUUUUAUCCCACAUUGAGCCUAAGCAGAUCAAAGUUUGGUUCCAAAACAGAAGAUGCAGAGAGAAGCAAAGAAAAGAAGCGUCAAGGCUUCAAGGUGUAAAUAGGAAGUUGACAGCGAUGAACAAACUGUUGAUGGAGGAGAAUGAUAGGUUGCAGAAACAAGUGUCACAAUUGGUGUAUGAAAACAGUUACUUUCGCCAGCAUACACCAAAUAAUCCACUUUCUACUAAAGACACGAGCUGUGAUUCAGUGGUGACAAGUGGUCAAAAGCACCACUUGACGCCUCAGCAUCCGCCAAGGGAUGCAAGUCCUGCAGGGCUUUUGUCCAUUGCAGAAGAAACUUUAGCAGAGUUUCUAUCGAAGGCUACUGGAACUGCUGUUGAGUGGGUCCAAAUGCCUGGAAUGAAGCCUGGUCCGGAUUCCAUUGGAAUCGUUGCUAUUUCUCAUGGUUGCCCUGGCGUGGCAGCACGAGCUUGCGGUCUGGUCGGUCUAGAACCCACCAGAGUUGCAGAAAUCCUGAAGGAUCGACCUUCAUGGUUUCGCGAUUGCCGAGCUGUGGAUGUGGUAAACGUGCUGCCUACUGCCAAUGGUGGAACCAUAGAACUUUUAUACAUGCAGCUAUAUGCGCCAACUACUCUGGCGCCUGGUCGCGACUUUUGGUUGUUACGCUUUACCUCUGUCAUGGAUGAUGGCAGUUUGGUGGUCUGUGAGAGGUCACUAAGCAACACCCAAAAUGGUCCGAGCAUGCCACCUGUUCAGAACUAUGUGAGAGCCGAGAUGCUGCCUAGUGGUUACCUAAUCAGACCUUGUGAAGGAGGAGGCUCGAUCAUCCACAUCGUAGAUCACAUGAAUUUGGAGGCAUGGAGUGUUCCUGAGGUCUUGCGCCCACUCUAUGAAUCGUCGACAGUGCUUGCUCAAAGGAUCACAACAGCUGCUGUACGCCAUCUUAGGCAGAUAGCUCUCGACAUUUCACAAUCUAGUGUGAAUAACUGGGGCAGAAGGCCAGCAGCUCUACGAGCGCUUAGCCACAGGUUGAGCAGGGGAUUCAAUGAGGCUCUUAAUGGGUUUAGUGACGAGGGGUGGUCGUUGAUAGGCAAUGAUGGCGCAGAUGAUAUCACCAUUCUUGUGAACUCAAAUCCAGAAAAAUUGAUGGGGUUGAAUACCUCUUUCACAAGCGGAUAUAAUUCCAUUUGCAGUUCCAUUCUGUGUGCCAAAGCCUCAAUGCUUUUACAGAAUGUGCCUCCUGCAAUACUGCUGCGAUUUUUGCGAGAGCAUAGAUCAGAAUGGGCAGACACCAACAUCGAUGCCUACUCAGCUGCUGCCGUCAAAAUUGGUCCUUGUAAUUUCUUAGGUCCUCGAGUUGGUAAUUACGGUGGCCAAGUUAUACUUCCUUUGGCUCAGACUAUUGAGCAUGAAGAGCUGCUGGAGGUGAUUAAACUGGAAGGUAUUGCCCAUACUGCUGAAGAAGCGAUGAUGCCUAGGGACGUAUUGCUCUUGCAGCUCUGUUGUGGAAUGGAUGAAAAUGCAGUGGGCACAUGUUCUGAACUCAUAUUUGCCCCUAUUGACGCCUCUUUCGCUGAUGAUGCUCCGCUGCUGCCGUCUGGUUUUCGCAUCAUUCCCCUUGAUUCGGGCAAGGAAGCCAGCAGUCCAAAUCGAACGCUGGACCUUGCUUCUGCUCUGGAAACUGGGGCAGCAGGAAACAAACCGCCCAACGGCCUCUCUACUAACAGUUGCGCUACAAGGUCCGUCAUGACAAUCGCCUUCCAAUUCGCGUUUGAAAGCCACAUGCAAGAUAACGUGGCAUGCAUGGCCCGCCAAUAUGUUCGUAGCAUUAUAUCAUCAGUCCAACGGGUGGCAUUAGCUCUCUCCCCCUCUGGGUUCGGUCCUCAUGCCGGUCUACGCUCACCACUUGGUACUCCUGAAGCGCAUACCCUCGCUCGUUGGAUCAGCCAAAGCUAUAGGAGUUUUAUGGGUGUCGAGCUUCUCAAAUCGAGCAGUGGAGGGAGCGAUUCCAUCCUGAAAGCACUGUGGCACCACUCGGAUGCUAUUAUGUGCUGCUCUAUGAAGGCCGCGUCCGUCUUCACAUUUGCAAACCAGGCCGGCGUAGACAUGCUGGAGACGACCCUCGUUGCGCUUCAAGACAUCUCUCUGGAGAAGAUAUUCGAUGAUCACGGGCGCAAGAACGUCUGCUCCGAGUUCCCACAGAUAAUGAAUCAGGGUUUCGCGACUCUCCCGGGAGGCAUCUGUUCGUCGAGCAUGGGCAGGCCUGUCUCGUAUGAGAGAGCCAUUGCGUGGAAAGUUCUGAACGACGACGAGAAUGCUCAUUGCAUCUGCUUUAUGUUCGUGAACUGGUCGUUUGUUUGAGUGAGUAAUGUGUUACUAUUGCAGAACAAUUGGUGUUUGUAUUUUCGCUCAGAUGCUACUUUUUCUUUUUUGGAGGUUUGAUGCAGUUGUUUGUGGACGAUGUUUUGCUUAAUUUGGAAACUUACUUUUUUAGGAAUGAUUAGACCUCGUUUGAAUUUCUCUA
This is a messenger RNA of Salvia miltiorrhiza (redroot sage), 4061 nucleotides long. RefSeq names its product homeobox-leucine zipper protein ATHB-15-like. The record is from RefSeq and is a predicted model, not a curated record. The coding region runs from base 1349 to 3898 and encodes 849 amino acids. The transcript has 18 exons. Gene Ontology annotation, molecular function: lipid binding; DNA binding; DNA-binding transcription factor activity. NCBI's taxonomy places the organism in Eukaryota, Viridiplantae, Streptophyta, Magnoliopsida, Lamiales, Lamiaceae.